Molecule: messenger RNA, 522 nt
Organism: Capsicum annuum
Lineage: Eukaryota; Viridiplantae; Streptophyta; Magnoliopsida; Solanales; Solanaceae
Exons: 3
Coding region: 1-522 (173 amino acids)
Molecular function (GO): zinc ion binding
Source: RefSeq, a predicted model, not a curated record
AUGGAGUUGUUUACUGAUUACAAUAUGAUUGCACAUUGUUGUGAAGUAAAAUCUAAUGGAGACCAAGGGUAUGAGGUUGUUGAGGGCGAAGAUAUACAUAUGGUGCAUCUUGGUAGGAAGAAGUUCACAUGUAGGACAUGGGACUUGACAGGCAUAUCAUGUCCUCAUGCCAUUAAAGCUUACAUUCAUGACAAGCAAGAACCAAAAAAUCAUGUGAAUUGGUGGUAUUCAAAAGAAGCUUACAUGUUGGUGUACAUGCAUAAGAUACAACCUGUUAGAGGUUCUAAAUUUUGGAAAGUUGAUCCUGCUCAUGCUAUGGAGCCACCUAAAAUACAAAAAAUGGUUGGUAGACCAAAGGUUAAGAGAACAGGGGAAAAGAUCGAAUCUAGAAAGAGAGAGGGGGGGGGCCAUAAUCAAAGGAAAUGUCCUUUGACCAAAUCUAUUGGACCUGGGCUACAUGUUGCGCCUUUAAAUGUUGCAGUUGUUGAUACAGAUAGAGAUGAAUCUGAAGAGGAUGAGUAG